GGUUAUUUUGAAAAGAUGGGUUUCAUGAGUCUGACAAAACACGGACUCGGACUUGUCCUGCUGGCGUCGGUCGGGGCCCUGAGUGUCCUGUAUGUGUCCUGGAAGUGCACGCAGAGCCAUCAGGACGACAAGGGGAACAAGGGAGCCAAGAAAAAGGGAAAGAGGAUAGAUGAUGUGGUCACUUGUGACGCUAUCACAACCAAGGUGGACGACUCCCCUGCUGCGUCGAACCAGGCGGAGCCUUGUUGCGGCCCAGCAGCCUACCUGCAGCGUGUGCAGGAGGAGAGAGAGCGCCUCGUCGGACGAUGUGAGGACGCUGAGAAGUACCAGCGCUGGAACCUGUCCUCCGCUGUUCUGGAGCGCGUGAGGAGCGCCAUUGGACAGUCCAUCCUCAUCACCACCAACAAGAAGUCAACCAUGGCCACCUUCGAGGAGCUGUGCAGGGUCGCAAUGGACUGUGGUCAAUGCAGCCCUUGUGAUUCUGUUGCUGGCAGGUUGUGGCAGGACCACGCCCGAACUUGGAGAAGGGUGGAGCCCGUGGGGAGAGUGGGGACCCUGCUCCAGGACCUGUGGAGGAGGUGUGUCCUUCCAGGAGAGACUCUGUAUCGUCACCAGAUUGAUUCAUUGAUUGAAUCUCAAUCUUUCAGGUCAGAUGGAGGAGACAACUGUGUGGGACCUAGGAGGAAUUACAGGUCCUGCAAUAUACAGGACUGUCCAGAGGGUUCUAAAGAGUUCCGUGCGGAGCAGUGCUCCCAGUACGAUGAUGUGGCAUUUGAAGGGAGGUUCUUCACGUGGGUCCCCUAUUUGGGAGCCCCUAACAGAUGUGAGCUGAACUGCAUGCCUAAAGGUGAGAACUUCUACUACAGACACGAGGAGAAGGUGGUGGAUGGAACCAAAUGUGACCUGGACAGUCUGGAUGUCUGUGUGGAUGGCAUCUGUCAGGGUGUAGGGUGUGACUACAUGCUGGGGUCUAAUGCCCAGGAGGACAAGUGUCGUGAGUGUGGAGGAGAUGGGAGCAGCUGUAAGGCUGUGAAAGGGUUGUUCAGCAUCAGGAACAUUCCAGUUGGUUACAAUCAGUUCCUGGUCAUUCCUGCUACUGCAACUAACAUCAGGAUUGAAGAGCUCAAAGCUUCGGACAACUUCCUGGCUGUGAGAAAUGCCAGUGGACAUUAUUACAUCAAUGGUGGCUGGCACAUUGACUAUGCCCAGCCCUUCACUGUGGCAGGAACCAUUGUUCACUAUGAGAGGAAGACUGAAGCCUACAGGGAACCUGAGAUCAUCCGAGCUCUGGGACCAAUCACUGAGCCACUGUACAUCGAUCUGAUCACCCAGGAGAAGAACCACGGUGUGAAGUAUGAGUACUACAUCCCUAAGGACAUCCAGGACCCCACACAGCACAACUUCACAUGGAUAUAUGGGUCAUGGGGAGAGUGUAGUACACCUUGUGGGGGAGGAUACCAGUUGAGGAGUGUGUCCUGCUCCAGAGGGAAUCAGGUAGCAUUUGACUACCAGUGUCCCCCCAGCCAGCAGCCUCCCAACAACAGGACAUGUAACUCACACCCAUGUCAGCCCAGAUGGUACAUAGGAGAGUGGGGUCCCUGCUCCAAGUCCUGUGAAGGAGGCUUCCAAACAAGACUGGUGUUCUGUGAACAGGCCUUGAGACAUGGGAUUCCUGAGCAUGUGGAUGACACGGUCUGUAAACAGAGCAUCGGGUCCAAACCAGGCUUCAAACAACAGUGUAACCUGCACGAGUGUCCUGAAUGGAAGGUUGGCGAGUGGUCACAGUGUUCUCGUGUGUGUGGUUUUGGGAAGCAGACUCGUGAGGUGACCUGUGCUGCUCCUAACGAGGUGAACCGCUGUGACCCUGAGUCCAAACCUGAGACAGAGAAACCGUGUAACUCAGGACCCUGCCAGGGGGUGGAGUGGAUGGUGUCUGAGUGGACAGAGUGUACUGACUCGUGUGAUGAGGGCAUGUCCUCCCGCAGCCUGUACUGCUCCAGCCAGGACGGACACCUGUAUCCUGAGGAGAUGUGCGACGCCUACCGCAAACCAGACAAGAUGAAGAAGUGUGCGGCCUCACAGGAGUGUCUCCCACAGUGGCACGCCUCCCAGUGGAGCAAGUGUUCAGCUGAGUGUGGGGAUGGUGUACAGACCAGGAUGGUGAUGUGUGCUGCCCUAGUGGGGAACUCCCUGCAGCUGCUGCAGGAGGAGCAGUGCUCCCAGGACGGCAGGUUUGACAGCAUGAGGUCGUGCAAGGUCAAGGAGUGCCAUGCCAUGUGGUUUGCUGGACCCUGGAGUAAGUGCUCGCAGCUGUGUGAUGGUGGUACCAGGAGAAGGGAGGUCAUGUGCUUCUCUGAUGGAAGGCUCGUCGACCAGUCCAACUGUGAUGCAGGGAACAGGCCUGAUGACACCGGGAUCUGUAAUGUCAUCCCAUGCACACAAGCUGAAGCACCCAGGCUUGGCACAGAUGGGUCUGGUCCUUCACAAGUCAUAGACGGCUGUGGCUUCUCUGAGUUUGGCUGCUGCAUGGACGGGUUCACUGCUGCAGAGGGACCCUUCAAGGCAGGCUGCCCACCUCUGGGGUGUGAGGGGUCGGAGUUUGGGUGCUGCCCAGACGGGAAAAGACCAGCUCAGGGUCCCGACAAUCAUGGAUGCUCAGAAGAUUGUACAGACACAGAACACGGCUGCUGCCCUGACGGCAUUUCAGCAGCCACAGGACCAUUUAACGAGGGCUGCCCUGACGAACAGCACAGUAACGUCAUCAUCCCCUGCGACCAGAUGACGUUUGGGUGUUGUCCCGACGGCGUGACCGCUGCCUCUGGACUGAACCAUCAGGGCUGUGAGGGGGAGAAGCCCUGCUGGACCACCGAGUUCGGCUGCUGUGCAGAUGGAGAGACACCUGCAGGACCUCAGGAUGAAGACUGUCCAGAAGUUGACAUUUGCCAGCUCCCCAGAGACAUGGGUCCCUGUUCCCAGUGGGAAGAGGCUUGGUACUAUGACAGCAACACCCAAAGCUGCACACAGUUUUGGUAUGGAUCGUGUGGGGGGAACGGCAACAGGUUCAAGAGCCAGCAGGAGUGUCAGAAUGCCUGUCAACUUAACCCAAAAGAGGUGAUCUGUGUACAGCCUGCCGACCCGCCGUGUUACGGUGCCUUCCGCAACUGGUACUACGAACAGUCGACCCAGGAGUGCAAGGAGUUUGUGUACGGUGGUUGCCAGGGGAACCAGAACAGGUUCUCCUCCUUGAAGGACUGCGUGGACCUGUGUGGUGGGGAUGCCUCCAUCAUCUGUGACCUUCCCCGCGCCCCCGGGUCAUGCCGGGGCUCCAUCCCCAGAUGGUACUUCGACAGGGACGAGGGGCGCUGCACCAAGUUCCUGUAUGGCGGUUGUCGCGGAAACGAAAACAGGUUUGAGUCCUUCCAGGACUGCCAGUCGACCUGCGGAGGGCCAGAGGUCACAGAGGUCACCAACAAUGAAGAUGUCUGCAACUUGCCCAUGAAGAUCGGCCCAUGUAGGAUGUCCAAGAGGAGAUGGUACUAUGACUCCUUCACCAAACUGUGCACAGAGUUCAUCUAUGGAGGCUGCAGAGGAAAUGCCAACAACUUUGACACCCUGCAGCAGUGUCGGCAGGCCUGUGGUGCUGGUCCAGGAGACCUGACUAUCUAUGUGACAGAUGCGCCCCCGUCUGUCCAGGGCAGCCGGGAUGACAGUGAUGUGGAGCUGUUGUGUGGGUCAUCAGAGUGGGGCUGCUGUCAGGACGGCAUUACCUACGCACUGGGGCCGGACAAGGAGGGAUGUCACGCCAUCAACGAGCUAGGAGAGAUCCUUGGUCCCAGCAUCAUCAACACCCGUCCAGGCAGCACGGUGACCCUGUCCUGUCACGCUGAGUCUGACCUGCCCCUCACCACCACCUGGUCCUCACGCACACACACAGACUUCCUGCAGAGUCCCAGGUUCCGUGACCUUGCCGGAGGUGUGCUGGAGGUCGUGCAGGUGGAGCCGGCAGACAGUGGGACGUACACCUGUCUGGUCACUAACGGCUUCAGCACGCCCAGGACUAAGGACAUCCAGCUCAAUGUGCAAGUUCCAGCUGCCAUCAUCCCUGACCAAACCAGCUACAUGUCCCGUGUGGGUGAAACCACCAGGCUGGACUGUAGGGUAGAGGGAAUCCCCAGACCCCAGGUUAUCUGGGAGAAGAGCGGUGCCCUGCUGCCAGGAGACGUCCCCAGGAUGUUCCAGCUGCCCAACAACUCGCUGGAGAUCGAGGCCACGUCCAUGAGCGACGCUGGCGAGUACACCUGCACCGCUAACAACGGCAUCGGCGACCUGCAGAAGAGAGUCGUCUAUCUGGACGUAGACGUUGGGCUUGAGAUCACCACGCGGCCCAAAAAUGCGACCAUCGUGGAGGGGGAGACCCUGAUCCUGAUCUGCCGCGCCUCGGGCACGCCAAUGCCCCAGGUCAGCUGGCUGAAGGAGGAGGGGCCGCUGCCCGAGGACAGGACGCAGUUCGUGGCCAACGGAGACCUGCAGAUCAGCCCGGUCGUCAUGGAGGACAGCGGACGGUACACCUGCAUCGUGUCCAACGGCAGGGCAGCAAUCACAUCCAGCGCCUGGGUCAUGGUGGAAGAACAACAAAUCAGCGAGACGUGCGUAGACAACACAGAGCUGGCCAACUGUGAGCUGAUCGCUCGGUUUGGUUUCUGUGAUAACAAUGACUACUACAGGCAGUUCUGCUGCCUCAGCUGCGCCAAGUACAGCAGACAGAGGAGAAAACCUGGAGACGUCCCGUAAAUACACUACCUUGCCUACUGCUAGGGGCAAACACUUUCUUAGUUAAGAUAUCUUAAGUGUGUAUUAGUUACUUAAGAAACAUUCUUGAACAACCAAAACAGAGCAAAAAUAUUCUUGGGAGGGAUACUAUAAGGAUGGCAAACAGACACAUUUUAAGUUUUAUUUUAUUUUUUAUCAGUCCUUUUUCUGUUGGAUCAUUGGUCCAGAAAUGUCCAGUCAAAAAUUUACCAUUUGUUUUUAUUUAGUGCUAACUUAAAGACUUUAUACUCAAAAAGUUACCAGAAAUUUUGUUUUUACCAGGAGACUUAAUUUUGCUGUAAGCUGCGACUGAUCAUUGAAAGACUAAACAAGCAUGACAAUUGGACACAUGGGUUAGAUAGUCUACUUCAGCAAUUCACAAGCCAGCUAAAGAGACUAAGAACUACGGUGCUACACAACUUUUACCUCUAAACCUAACGUCAGAUCAAAGGAAGGGAGGCUGCAGAUCGUAAGCAUUGAUUCUACUGGCCAAGUCUAGACAUGAUACACUGACAGAAUCAUUUUGAAUGCUAAGAAAAUUACUGUAACAGAUGCAAACAUGAUGCAGAUGAUGACUGGCAAAGAUGUGUGUAUUAUUAGGUGUUAACAGCAACAGCAAAGUACGACAGCUCUGUUUUCAGUCCACUGAAUAGCUUUCAAUAAUGUAUAUUUUGUUUGGUUGUUUGAUAGUUUGAUUUCCUUUUGCUUUAACAAAAUUCUUGCAGACAAGGAUGGUUGGCUCAUAUAUAGUCCAUGUUGUUGAUUUCUCAUUGUAUAUAGCAUGUCAGACAAUCAGACUAGUUAUUUCCCAUCAUAAGAUGAUUAUUUUAUACCACUUCAUUGUUGAUUUUUACUUUGAGUAUUGAUUUUUA
Molecule: messenger RNA, 5681 nt
Organism: Branchiostoma belcheri (Belcher's lancelet)
Lineage: Eukaryota; Metazoa; Chordata; Leptocardii; Amphioxiformes; Branchiostomatidae
Product: papilin-like
Biological process (GO): extracellular matrix organization
Molecular function (GO): serine-type endopeptidase inhibitor activity
Source: RefSeq, a predicted model, not a curated record